CCUCAUCCCACUGUUGGCAUGGUGAUCAAACUGUCAUUUCCUCAUGUCAUUCGAGAGCUUCAUCUAGAGGAGAGAAGUAUCCCAGAAGGCACCACAGCACACGCGAAGAAAUCACGGUGCAUCAGGAAGACACGGCGUAAUGAGUUCUGAACAUCAGAAGUCACAAUGGAGAUGACUCUAUUGUUUAUCACAGUGUGGUUCACUCAGUUCCUCAUCGUCUCGGCUCUUAAUUUCAGCACACAGCCAACAUACACCCCAAGUGACUUCAUAGAUACCACACAAAUAACUUCAGAAACAACAAAAACAUACCCAGAACCAAAUACCCUUAUUUAUGCAACACCUUCGUCACCUCUGACUGCAACAACGCAUAUAACCAUAACCAAUUUGCCCAGUGUAGUGCAAACACAGACAAAUAUAACCCCAAAUGUGACACCCACACAGGAAACAGCAUCCCUCCAACAACUGAACAGCAGUUCUCCAUCUCAACAUGACAUGAUGGAUAAUGGCGAGAACGUAACCAAUGUUAGUAAUGUGACUAUGAGUGAUGCGAAUACAAGUCAUACAACAGUUUCCACUAACUUCGCAACACUGACGCCACAGAAGAAUGACAGCAAUGAGACAGGAACAACGCCAAGUGUGAGUUACAACUCUGACAGGAGCACCGUUCAGACUACAGACACUUCUUCAGACCCAGUCGACAGUGUCUCAACAGUUCCUUGGAGAUAUUCCACAGAGAAAGAGGAUGAGCGAAAGAACGCCGAUGAAGGAAAUUAUGAAACUAACUCCACCCUGGCCACAUUUACAAAUAUGACAGAGGAGUCGCGAGGAACACGAGGCACUGAGGGAAGUUACACGUUCUCAAGUGAACACAGCAAGGCACAUUAUGACACAACAGCGAAUACAAUCAAUGUCAGUGAUACAACAGCAACAGUGACUAACAACUGGUCAACUCCGCAAAAAACAGAUAUUCCCACGACCACACCGUCUUACACAACAGCACAAGGUUACCCCAUGGUUACAGAUGCGCCUGAAGACCACACCUCAACAGCUGGAGACUCCCUCUCACUCAACUCAACUCAUCUCAAGAUCAACUCAACUCACUCUACGACACAGGGGAAUAUAUACAGGUUCACAAACCCCACAGAAACCACAAGAAGAGAAAACCGGACAGAACCAGACACACCCAGUGGUACCGCCACCAACAUCAACGUCUCUUUCACAACUGACAACAGCCUGAAUGCCACAAACUACAGUGCAAACACAAAUGACACAGAAAACAAAGUGAGGCCUCCAUGUUUGAACCCAAAACAAGAAAACCAUUCUUGGCCAUCCAAGCUGGUCUGUUUCCUCAUAUUGUGGACUUUAGCAAUGACCGCCUCCAUAUUUCUAGGAAUUACUAUUUUUCUUUGGGUGCGUCUGUCGGUCUCCAAAAAAAAGAUGAAGCGGCGAGUAAAAGGAGGUCAGACGUGUGAGAAGAAGAGUCUAUGGGCCGACCCCAAAGCUUCUGUUCAGGACAGAGUGGAGUUCUGGUACGUCAAUGGAUCCACGCUGGAGGCCGACAGGAAGGACAGGAGGAGGAGGGGGACGAGAGGACGGGAACAGGAUACUGAGGAGAACAGCUUGUGGAUUCAGCCUAGAGUCACUGUGGAAGACAUAACUGAGUUCUGGUACGCAAACAGACGCACGAAGGAGGAGAGGACAGAGGACACGUAGAUACAAACUUUGAAAGGCUUCAGAGGAAUCUAUUUGGACAGCUAUGCCUUCAGGCUUAUGUCUAAAACACAAGGGGAUUUUGAUGGAGCCUUUGUUUGAGUUACUAAAAAAGUCUGAAUAAGAAGUCCGAAUGAUGUGUUUGUGAUCCUACAUGCACCUUUAAUCGUCAGGAAUUUGUGUUCAGCUGUGCCCAAAAGAUAAAACAAUAAAUAAAAAUGAAAAAGACCAACUAUUUGAACUAUUGCAUAAUAGACAAAGCUGACAUUAAAUGAUGAAUGAAACAGGAAGAGCUUAUGCUGCCAUCACAUGCUAUUGGAAUUAUCCUAAAUGUGUGUUUCCCAAGCAGAAACGGGACAUUAAUGGCCUAAGUCAUAUUUAGAUCAUUGUGAUACACAAGUUUCUGAGUUGGGUGGGCCAUGAGCUUUAAACGUGAUGGAGGAGAGAACCAUCGAUAGUGACUGUUAAGGUUUAUUUGUUUUUCCCAGAACAUUUGCAUUGCUUAUUCUUACCGUUAAACUUAUGUAUGUUUAAGUACAUAAGUAACCAUUUGAUGCAUAUUGCCUAUAGCAAUGUUUUUUUUUUUGACCAACGAGAUGACUAUAUAGAUAGCACGGUGAUUAUGUACAAUAGUGUGGGUAAUGUUUAUAUCCUUGCAAAUAAAUGGGAUGCUAUAUUUUAUUAAAAAAUCUUUUAGAUAUUGACUAAAUGUCUUCUAUACAUUUUGGCUCCAGUAAAAUCCUCAAGAAAUGGCCAAGAA
Molecule: messenger RNA, 2470 nt
Organism: Carassius carassius (crucian carp)
Lineage: Eukaryota; Metazoa; Chordata; Actinopteri; Cypriniformes; Cyprinidae
Product: mucin-2-like
Exons: 2
Coding region: 166-1713 (515 amino acids)
Source: RefSeq, a predicted model, not a curated record